GUUUGCCGGAAAGAAAGAUGCGAUACGGACGUAAACAAAAACAUUGAUUAGCCCCGCCCCUUGAACCUAAAUUGACCCACGCUUUACCAAAUGUGUCCAAUGGAAUGAAUGAAAAUAUUCCCGCACAAUAGGUAGCGCGGGAAACACCCAGGCGUGAAGAAAGGAGGGUUGUUAUCGUCUGGAAAUAUCGGGACAUCACUGAUCAUCAGGAUCAAAAUACUGAGAUAUAUGGGGUAGGAUUGUUCCACUAAUCAUGGAGAAUUUCCAGAAGAUAGAAAAGAUCGGCGAAGGAACUUAUGGAGUCGUCUAUAAAGCCAGAGACAAGAUCACCGGCCACUUAGUUGCACUCAAGAAAAUACGCCUUGAUUCUGAGUCUGAAGGUGUACCAAGCACAGCCAUAAGAGAAAUAUCCCUUCUGAAAGAAUUAGAACAUCCUAAUGUUGUCAGAUUACUGGAUGUGAUUCACAGUGAAAUGAAAUUGUAUUUGGUGUUUGAAUAUUUAAAUCAAGAUUUGAAGAAAUAUAUGGAUAUGGCACCACCUUCUGGUCUAGCAUCACAGCUUGUGAAGAGUUAUAUGUUUCAACUGUUACAAGGUAUUGCUUUCUGUCAUGCCCACAGAGUUUUACACCGAGACUUGAAACCACAAAAUUUGUUAAUCGAUAUGCAAGGCAAUAUAAAACUGGCAGAUUUUGGUUUAGCAAGGGCAUUUGGUGUUCCUGUAAGGACAUAUACUCAUGAGGUUGUGACAUUAUGGUACAGAGCUCCAGAAAUUCUUCUUGGUAGUCGAUUUUAUUCAACACCUGUAGAUGUAUGGAGCUUGGGAUGUAUCUUUGCCGAAAUGAUUACAAGAAGACCACUUUUCCCUGGAGAUUCAGAAAUUGACCAACUUUUCCGAAUUUUUCGAACUUUGGGUACACCAGAUGAAACAACAUGGCCUGGCAUAUCACAGUUACCUGAUUUUAAAACAACAUUUCCAAGAUGGCCGUCACAACCAAUAGCUAAUGUAGUCACUGUCUUAGCUGAAGAAGGCAAAGAUUUAAUAACAAAAAUGUUAUAUUACGAACCAAGCCGAAGAGUAUCUGCAAAAGCUGCCUUAUUACAUCCUUAUUUUAGUGAUGUCAACAUUCACCGACCUAAUAUGUCUAUGUGAGAACUGGAAUAUAUGUAGUGAAGUCACAUAUUUACUGAUUAUAUGUUAUAUAACAUGAUUUAAUCUAGUAAUAUUACUAAUAUUACAUUUAGCGAGCUUAUAUUUAGAAAGACAAUAGUAUGCUAUAUAUUGCAUUGUUAUUUAAUCAGUAAAUUUUAUGUUCAUGCCAAUUUUUGAAUUAGUGCACUUUUUUGUAUAUAUGCUUUGGUUUAACCUGAUUAUGAUUUCUUCGGAAUUUUGGAUUGACAGAACUACAAUGAGUGACACGAGUCGUGUUUUGUCAUUCCUAAUAAUUGGUAUGGUGGAAGUACAAUAGUGACUAAUUGACUACAGUAAUCAAAACCAAAGCAGACGGAUUGUUUCAACUGUUGUGAUUGGUGGAGAUAUUGACUUAUUUUUAAUGGUCACAUGGUUUGUUGCUCGUUAUAGUUUUAUCCAUGUUACUUCUCUUUCUUGGAUCCUAAAUCAAUCAAGUUGCUUAUUGGUUUGUUGUUAGGUAACUGAAAGUUGUAGCUACAUGUAUGUCAACUUUGUAUUUGAGGCAUAUGGUUAUAAAUUUGAGUGCAGUUGUAACAAAAACAGUUCUUAUUGCCAUCGGUCCAUCCGUCUGUUGUCCACAAUUUCUUGUGAAUGUUCUUAACGCCAAAAGUUAUCACCCGAUUGUUUUAAAAUUUAUAUAUGUUGUUUACAUUAGUGCAUUGAAGAAGCUUAUUUAAUUACUUCUAGAGUUAUGUUCCUUGUUUCACUUUGUUAAACCUUGUGAAGCUUCUAACACCAAAAGUUAUCAUCCAAACUUUUUAAAAUUUUAUACGCAUUAUUUAAAUUAGUGAAACAAAGAAGUCUAUUUAAUUUCAGCAAUUUCGGUCAAUUACUUCUAGAUUUAUGGUUCUUGUUUUACUUUGUAAAUGUUCGAAUGCCAAAAGUUAUCAUCCUAUCUGUAUGAAAUUCAUAUGCAUUAUUUAAAUUAGUAAGACGAAAAAGCCUGUCAAAUUUCAACAAUUUCUGUAAAUUACUUCCAGAGUUAAAGCCCUUGUUGCAGUUUGUAGAACCUUGUGAACCCUCAAACGAUAGAAAUUAUAAUCUUAUCCGUAUAAAAUUGUAUUGUAAAUGCCCCGAAUUACCUACAAAAGAAUAAAUAUGCGACCCUUGUUGACCGCUCGGACAAUUUAGCUGCUGUGGGCAUAUGUUUCGUUGCCAGGGAACCUAUCAUUUUUUUCUCUGGCUCAAAAUAAACUCAAGACAUUUCCCAAAAUGAGAUUAAUCUCCUAGUCAGUGUUAGUUUUUUUUAUGUAACACAGUAUCAGAAUUUACUCUACACAACUUAUUAAUGUUUGCAUUAUGAGUAAUUGGAUCAUUAUAAGCCCUGUAAUUAUUAAAAAAUAGUCAACAGUUUAUGAGGAGGCCAACUUCUUCAUGAAAGAACCAUUAGUAAUAUGUGUAUCCUUUAUUUCAUGGUUUGGUUGCAGGGGUAAGUGAAAAUUUAGAUUCUGUUUUAUUUAUGCUUGCUAGAGUAAAAUAUUUAUAUAAACUCAGCACUAGGUUUUGAAAGGGUAGAUCCCCUGCUUAAAUCAUAAAGAGACUAUUGUUUAAAAAUAUAAUUGAAUGGCAUGAAGUGAAAUGAAUGAUGCCCAUUAGUAGCUGUAUAUAUUUUAGAUAUAUACAUAUAUUUUGUUAUUAUGAUACUUAUUUAGUGCUAGAUGAUAGAAUGGUGUCAGUAGUCGUAGAAAUCCAAUGUCUGCUGGCGAUAUUAGAUUAAACUGUUCUAAAUCCCUGGAGGAAUCUAAUAUAGAGCAUUCCUGAUAUUGAUGCCAUUAUGAUUUUAAUGAAAAUAUACAUGUAUUUUGAACUUAUUAGUGUAUAAUGUGUAUAAUUUUUAAUGCCCUGUCAGAUAUUCCUUGUUGUAAAUUUAUUGCGUACUUGUUUAUGAUGUCGGAUCAAAAAUCUACUAACAGUCAGUUUGGCAGGGGCAAAUACAAGAAAUGGCUAUUAUAGACUUAAUACAUUCAUCAACAUGUCUAAAACAUACCUGUUUUGAAUGUGUUCCCUCGGGAUAAUAGGUAUUAGGUUGGUAUAUAUAUAUAAUGCCCCCACCCCCCAAUAGAAAAAAAGAAUUGUAGACUUAAAUAAACCAUCAAUGAUAUAAACAAGUUAAUUAUUACUAAGUGUGCAUUGUUAACUUAAUUUUACCUGGUAUCACACUGUACAGUACAUGUACCUACUUUGUUCAUGAUCAAUCUUCAGUAAGUGAAAAGGUCUCAAUAGAGAAUAGUUUUAGGGAUAAACUUUUCAAAUUGUCCUUUGGCAUGUCAUUAUAUUAAAUGUUUUAUGAUUUAAGAAAAAACCCUGGUUAUAGUUAAUGAACUGUUAUUUUAACAUAGUAGAAAACCAAGGAAAGGUUUUCUGAUAUUUGCCUGUUAUAUUUUUAUGCUAGCUUUUUAAUUUGUUAGCCUUACGAUUCAUCAUUAUUAUGUUUAUAAAAUAGGUCACUUAAAUUAUGUAACCUACUGUGAUUAUUAAUAAAAUAUCUUCCAGUUA
Messenger RNA from Patella vulgata (common limpet), 3685 nucleotides. RefSeq names its product cyclin-dependent kinase 2. The record is from RefSeq and is a predicted model, not a curated record. Lineage: Eukaryota; Metazoa; Mollusca; Gastropoda; Patellidae. Gene Ontology annotation, cellular component: nucleus; cytoplasm; cyclin-dependent protein kinase holoenzyme complex. Gene Ontology annotation, molecular function: ATP binding; cyclin-dependent protein serine/threonine kinase activity; cyclin binding. The coding region runs from base 254 to 1150 and encodes 298 amino acids. The transcript is spliced from 8 exons. Gene Ontology annotation, biological process: G1/S transition of mitotic cell cycle; signal transduction; protein phosphorylation.